This is a messenger RNA of Xiphophorus maculatus (southern platyfish), 6231 nucleotides long. RefSeq names its product XK-related protein 6-like. Lineage: Eukaryota; Metazoa; Chordata; Actinopteri; Cyprinodontiformes; Poeciliidae. Gene Ontology annotation, biological process: phosphatidylserine exposure on apoptotic cell surface; apoptotic process involved in development; engulfment of apoptotic cell. Gene Ontology annotation, cellular component: plasma membrane. The record is from RefSeq and is a predicted model, not a curated record. Bases 26 to 1735 code for a protein of 569 amino acids. The transcript has 4 exons.
GGAGGGCAGGAGCGGUAAGGGGAACAUGGCCGCGAAGUCGGACGGCGGCAAAGCCGAUGUCGGCUGCGGCGGCGGCAGCGGCUUCGCCCAGCUGUACGACGUUGACGCCGAGGAGCCGCUGGACUCCGCCGCGAUCCACAUCUGCCAGUGCUGCCGCUCCUCCGCCUGCUACUGGGGCUGCCGCUCAGCCUGCCUGGGCUCCCUGCUCGGCGGGGGCCAGCCGGUCGGAGGGGUCGGCGUCCGGGAGACCCACUGCCCUCCCCGGGAGCAGCUGUGGCUGGACUGCCUCUGGAUCAUCCUCGCCCUGCUCGUCUUCUUCUGGGAUGUUGGCACGGACCUGUGCCUGGCGGCGGACUACUACCACAGGCAGAACUACCUCUGGUUCGGCCUGACGCUCUUCUUCGUGCUGGUGCCGUCCGUGCUGGUCCAGAUUCUGAGUUUCCGCUGGUUCGUGCAGGACUACACCGGCGGGGGGCUCGGAGAGGUGGAGGGGCUUACUAAAAGGGGGACGGUGGUUCAGGGCUGCCUGUAUCCCGGAAAGGACCGCCUGCAGCUGGCCAUCAUCUGGCUGUGGCAGGCCACCAUACACAUCCUCCAGCUGGGGCAGGUGUGGAGGUACAUCCGAACCCUGUACCUGGGGGUGAUGUCACGGCGGCAAAAGGAGCACCAGCGGCGGUGGUACUGGGCUAUGAUGUUCGAGUACGCCGAUGUCAACAUGCUGCGCUUGCUGGAGACGUUCCUGGAGUCUGCGCCGCAGCUGGUGCUGCAGCUCUGCAUCAUGAUCCAGGAGAACCGAGCCGAGACCCUGCAGUGCAUAUCCUCCCUUGCCUCCCUCCUCUCCCUGGCCUGGGUUCUGGCCUCCUACCACAAGCUGCUGCGCGACUCCCGGGACGACCAGCGCAGCAUGAGCUACCGCGGCGCACUGCUCCACCUCUGCUGGCGCCUCUUCACCAUCUCCUCCCGCGUCCUCUCGCUCGCGCUCUUCGCCUCCCUUUUCCACAUCUACUUCGGCAUCUUUGUGGUGUUGCACUGGUGCGCCAUGGCCUUCUGGGUGGUGCACGGUGGCACCGACUUCUGCAUGUCGAAGUGGGAGGAGGUGCUCUUCAACAUGGUGGUUGGCAUUGUCUACAUCUUCUGUUGGUUUAACGUGAAAGAGGGACGGACGCGGUACCGGAUGAUUACGUACUACACUGUGGUUUUGGCCGAGAAUACCAUCCUGACGGGCCUGUGGUACGCCUAUCGAGAUCCGGCGCUCACCGACUCGUACGCCGUCCCUGCCCUCUGCAGCGUCUACCUGACGUUCGCCGGGGGCGUCCUCGUCAUGUUCCUGUACUACGGCUUCCUGCACCCGGCCACCGCCCACCUCCAGCCGAGCCCCGCCUCCUCCUGCUGCGCCCAGCUGCUCUGGGGUCUGCCGCUUCCACCGUCGGCCCCGCCCACUGCCCCGCCCACCCCGGCACACAUGGCCAAGUCGCAGACGGAAGAGGACGUGGCCGAGUCGUGCCUUCCUGUCUUCCAGGUGAGGUCCGCCCCCCUGAUCUCCAAGCCCGAAGGCCCGCUGAUAAAAAUCGACAUGCCCAGGAAGCGCUACCCGGCCUGGGACGCUCACUACGUAGACAGGCGCCUGCGAAGGACUAUAAACAUCCUGCAGUACAUAACGCCAGCUGCCGUGGGCAUCCGCUACCGCGACGGGCCGCUACUGUACGAACUACUGCAGUACGAGUCUUCGCUCUGACACACACACAGGUACACCUGAGCACAUACAGCACUAGAAAAUCUACAUGUGGAUGUUCAAACUUGGAGAAGAUAAAGGAAAAAAAAGUCAUGAGCAAAAGGUCUCACUUGAUAUAAGCACAUGCACACUGAAGCAAUCUCACUUUUAAGCACACACACACUCGCACACACUUCUUGUAAGUCCCGUGGCCAUCACUCAGCAAGCUGCUUCAGUCCAUCUCCUUCUUUCUCACUUCACUUUUUAUGAACCUCCCUUCCAUUCUCUGCUAUGGAGACGAAAAAAAAAUUAAAAAGAGAAACAAGCACAUUUCUACAGCAGUGCCCUACCGUGUCAUUUAUGUUGCGAUCAACACGCAUUGAGUGACACAAAAGAGAGAAACAAUUGUCACUUAGAAAAAAUAAAUGGGAUCGUCAAUAUGUGGUUAGUCUAGUCAAAGGGUUGUGUAAAUAUUUUCUUUGUACAGAGCAGAUAUUUUUAAUGUAAUGUCACUUUGUGGCUGGACAAAGAGCUUAAAGAGCGAUGAAGGUUACCAGGGAAGUGCAAAAGAGACAGAAAACAGUAUUAAAAUCACAAACUUGCAAACAAAUGUCUCAUCUUACGUCUUAGCUAUUCAGCAUCUAUCAGAUCAUCAAGAGUCGGAACAACAAAAAUAUAAUAUAAGCUUAGUUUGGUUCAGAAUUACCAGUCAUGGUUUUCCUGAAUACAUUCAAACAAUGGCACCAUACCAAUAUAAUUUAGAGAAAAACAUAUUAAAAACUAGUUUAUUUGUUUUAGUUUUUCGUUCGGUAUAAAUGGGAUUACAUGUCCGUUCUUACACCCAUAGCUGUUCGCAGCCUUUGUAGAAACUACACCCGCUUUUCUGACUAGCUAGUCAGAGAUUUUUGCAAAAUUGAGAAACUACAAUUAAAAUAUUCAUUAAUAAUUCAACAAAUUGAUAUAAAACAACAAAAAUAAUAAAAUUUUAAUUUCAAAAAGAAUCUUCACUUUAACUAAGACCUGCUUUAUUCCUGUCAGGAGCAUGAGAAAUCUGUUCUUUUGCCUUCACCACUGUCUUCAUUAGCUUUGUUGUGCUAAUUUAAGAUAUAUUUUCAGAAUACAGCAGAUAAACCUAAAUAUUUUUGGACUAAACAAUACUGUUUGUUCAUUAUGUGAAGAAAUACAGUCAUUAUAAACACAUCAGAUCCACUAUAUGUAAUGCUAGUCACAGACGUCCCUGCCGUUUGCUUAGUCAACAGAGAAAUAGAUAUGAGGCAGCAUAAUAUGCUGUACAUGUGUUACCUAACCGUUUUCCACUUUUCCUUACAAAGGUUGUGGGAGGCUUUAAUACUUUACUCAGACUGUCAAAAAGUGCUAACACUCAGUAAAUCAGUUCAUGUCAGUGUUGGACCACAGCAAAAAAUCCCAGAUCUGGAAAUUACAACAGAGGGCAAGUACACGACUAAUUAUUUCUGAUCCGUGCGUAGCGUUUCUGUGUGAUGUCUUAUUCACGCCAGCCGUUCCUACGCUAACAGAAGCUGAUAUGAAACAGUUGUGGACCUGAGUCGUCACGACCCCCCUGGAUGACUUGUCUUCUCGUGCAUCAUGUCCAGCAUCAACUCCUCCAAAAGCCACCCACGGCUGAGCUGUGAUGUGUGGCUCAUUAUUUAUUUAUUUUUGGUUUGUUUAUCCCUGGUAUACAAGCUGUUACAUUGGCAGGCGACAGCAAAUGGUGCCGAUGCAUCAAUCACGGCCCUGUCUGCAGGAAUGGUGGAGAAAUGACAUGCCGUCGGAGGGGGAGGUCACACUCGCACCAUGGGGUAUAGAGUAAAAAAAACAUGUUUUCGCCAUGCACUUGCAUAUCAGCAGGUGAAACACAAAUAUGUGCUUAUUUUUUUCAUUUGGAUUCCCACUAUAAAUUAAAAGAAAUAUAACAUUUUGAGUUAAAAAGUUGGUAUUUAGCUAUAUUUUUUAGCUUUAAUCUGAAUUGUCCUAAAACUGUUCAUAUGUAAAAUUGUUCCCCUGUAUGUAGAUUUGAAAAAAAAGCAUGCUAUUAGUUGUUACUUAAUUAAAUAUCCACAUAGCCCGGCUAAAUAUUAGGAAAUGUGUCAAGAUAUUUGGUAAUGAGAGAACUAGGACUCAAAUUAAUGAAAAAUUAGCUUAGCAGAGCACGGUUAGCCAGGGCCUGGCUGACUGAUAUCAAAUAUGUUCAUGUUUUUUUGGACACAUGCUAAAGAAUAAUUGGACAUUUCCACCAAAAAAUUGGGUUCAAAAAUUAGCAUUAGUCUGUAUCUGACUAAGCUGAAUAAUUAGCCUUGUUUUCAAAUAUGUCCACAUAUGUUGUGAGGCAAAUAUUUGGUCUCAAGCUAAAGUAGAAAAAUUAUUUAACUGCUCCUGUAUGUGAACAUUAGAACACAAUGCAGGAAUGACAAUCUUCUGGUUUAUUUGUAUUUAUUUUUCUUGGGUAUGAUGGAAAGGUUGCCUUCACUGACUGUACAAAAUAUUCAUGUACAGUCUAUAGUUGCCUGUGAUUUACACCAAAUAUUUCAGACCAGUAUCACAAAUGAGACAGAAGGAUGAACCUUAUGUAACUGUCUCCAUCCCAAGAUUUAGAUUUAUUCUAGUUACCAUGAAAUUAGCAUUUUUAGAAAUACAGUAUGCAUUUAUUCAUGGCAAAGCGAAAAAAAACACGCUGAACUAUUGAUUUAGGCUUGGAUAAUGCAACUUUAAUUAUUUUUCCCUGGUGCUAGCCUGAUUAACAAAACAGACGAAUAAUUUUCUACAAUCUGGCGAAGAGAUUCAGUCUAUCCAGAUGUGCAACAGAAGCAGCUUUGUUGCUGUUCAUAUGGUGCAAAUGCUCUCAAGCUACAGAGUCAAUUGGCUGCUAAUCCCUUUUCAUAUGGUGCAAACAUGAAACACACUUGUACUUACGGUGCAAUAAGGGCAGAUUGUCUCCUGGAAUUAAAUGGUGCAACUUGAGUACUGCCUUCAGUUCUCGGCCAAGGCUGUGCCAAAGGCUCCUUCUAAGUGAACAACUGCUCUUCCUGUCUUGCAGAAGCUAUGCAAGUCUCCAAAGCAAGGAGAUGUGCUUAGUGUACACACACACACAAUCACAGUUGCAUAAACACGGGGUUUUCCUCUGCAGCAAGGAGAUAUGAACACAGCCACAUCGUGAAAAGUAGGGUAACAACAUGGGAUGUACCUUAGUGCUCAAACACACACACACACCCACACACACACCUACAAUGUUGAAUACUUCUUCACCCCUUUAUAAUUUGGGAACAAUAUUCUUAUGGUGCUAAUGAGUAAACCAGAAAGAUUUUUGUAUAGUUGUGCUUGCAGUCGAGAAUUUAGCCAAAUAUGUUGUUUUGCAUUCUGACUGAAAUGUGUAAUUCUAAGGAGUAUAUGUGAAAACUGCAGCACCUUGCGUAUGUGAUUAAAACAAAAAGCUACAAUGCCUUAUCCGCUCCUUUGAUGAUAUCUGGCUCAUGGCGGGGUGGUGCUCCUUUCUGGUACACUCUGAUGUGGUUGUGGAAAACAGCACACUGUGUCCGCACUGCAAACCGACUACGUGCCAUUUUCAGAACACGGUCAGCCAUUUUCCUGUCAGUUUCACAAACCGUGCUUGUGAAUUUCUUGCAUGUAUGUUGUAGAUUUGAGGACCCGACUGCACACGCAACGCGUUAACUAAGAGACUAUGAAAUCAUUUUGAGCUCCUGAGCCUCCGACCCAUUGGCUUAUCCUACAUCAUGCCCCUCCAGCCAAUCAGAUUUCAGGUCUAACAGCAGCCAAAUCAGGUGUAAAACAACCAAAUAGUACAGUUUCUUUUAUACAUGGAAGCCUUCGUUGGAACUCGACUGCAUUUCAUUUAAAAAAUCAUCUAUACUGAGACUGCAGUCAAGUUUCAAUGCUACAAGUGAAACAUUUUGUUCUUCAUCUACAAAAACCACAGCCUUAGCUAGACCCACUUUGUAAGAUAUUUGAAUCCAGCCAGUGCUUUGUCACUUCUUGUAUGGCUAUUCAUCGACAGCUAUGCAAAGUUACAAAAAGCAGGAUGGCUCUGGGCUUAGAGAACCUUUAAGAAAACACCACAUCACUGUUGUUUCAGUGUUACUUUACCUUUAUUUUUUUACCUCCGAUGAAUGACAGCAUUUAAUAUAUUACAGUGUUUUUCCCUAAAUCAGUAAAAACCAAGAAUAACUAUUGUUUUAACAGUAAAAGUGAAAAUAGGUGUCAGGUUCUCCUCAAAGUUUCACUUACUGCUUCUACAUUUUGAGUUUCUCAAGUAAAUAAAGCCAUGAUGUAAUAAGUCAUGAGUUGAAGCCCAUCUGAUAUGGUAUUUACCUGUUUUUGACAGAGUGAGAUAUAUAAAUCUUAUAAUUGAGUAAGGGAGCACAAGGUUUCCCCCAGAAAACUUGAUAAUCCCGGGGGUUUGGGCACUAGGGCGGUCAUUCAUCCAGCGGCCCGUCGUGUUUUUGAGUUAAAAAAUGUUUAAAGUCGACAGGAAUUUUGAAAAUAUC